UGGGGGGCGAUGCCCGGCGACAGGGAGGACGAGAUCUGCCAGAAAGCGCUGCAGCUGCUGGCCGAGCUGUGCUCCGUCGGGGCGGUGGAGAACGAGAACUGCCGGGAUUUCAUCUACUACCUGCGGGACAGAGCCCGGCCCCGCCUCACCGACGCAGAUAUCUCAAUAAGCUUGCUCUCCUUAGUUGUCACAGCCUGUGGUCUUGCUCUGUUUGGGGUCUCUUUGUUUGUGUCCUGGAAGCUUUGCUGGAUCCCUUGGCGAGAGCGUGGGCUGCCGUUUGGGAACAAAGACAACAAACAAGAAUCACUGAACUAUACAGACACAGAGAUCAAUGACCAUGAGUACAGUGAGGAUUAUCUGGGCCAGCCUACAGCAUAUCCAGAGUCCUCCAUGAAGAUUAGCCACACUUCUCCUGAUAUUGCACUGGAUGCUCAGGCGGGAACAAAAGAGAAUUGUGUGCACAAUGUGCGAAUGCAUCGUCAGAUCACAGAACCAACCUCUUCUGCUCGGCAUAAUUCAAUCCGAAGACAGCUCAACCUCUCCAACCCUGACUUCAACAUCCAACAGGUUCAGAAACAGGAGCAACUGACAGGGAUUGGCCGCAUUAAGCCAGAGCUGUAUAAACAAAGAUCGGUGGACACAGAUGAUGGCCGGAGGAGUAAUAGCAAGGCAUGUGGAAAACUGAACUUUAUUCUGAAAUAUGAUUGUGAUUUAGAGCAGCUGAUAGUGAAGAUCCACAAGGCUAUCAACCUGCCUGCAAAGGACUUCUCUGGAACUUCAGAUCCAUAUGUGAAGAUAUAUCUGCUUCCUGACAGGAAAACAAAACACCAGACUAAAGUACACAGAAAGACCCUAAAUCCAGUAUUUGAUGAAGUUUUUUUAUUUACUGUCCCAUACAAUGACCUGAACACACGGAAACUCCAUUUCUCUGUAUAUGACUUUGACAGAUUCUCCAGGCAUGACUUGAUUGGCCAAGUGAUAGUGGAUAAUUUUUUAGAUUUAGCAGAUUUUCCCAGGGAAUGUAAUAUUUGGAAGGAUAUUGAAUAUGUCACCAAUGAUAACGUGGAUCUUGGUGACCUGAUGUUUUCACUCUGCUACCUUCCAACAGCUGGUAGACUAACUAUUACAAUAAUAAAAGCAAGAAAUUUAAAGGCAAUGGAUAUCACAGGAGCAUCAGAUCCCUAUGUGAAGGUUUCUUUAAUGUGUGAAGGAAGGCGACUAAAGAAAAGGAAAACAUCCACCAAGAGGAAUACCCUUAAUCCUGUUUACAAUGAAGCCAUAGUCUUUGAUGUCCCUCCAGAAAAUAUUGACCAAAUUAACUUGUCGAUAGCUGUUAUGGAUUAUGACCGUGUAGGUCACAAUGAGGUCAUUGGAGUGUGUCAAGUAGGCAACGAUGCAGAAAGUCUAGGUCGCGACCACUGGAAUGAAAUGCUUUCGUACCCUCGGAAACCCAUUGCUCACUGGCAUCCUCUUGCAGAGGAAUCAAGUGGGGGAGGGUGUCCAGCGCAUCCAAGCUGUGCAGAGAAAUAUAUACACAGCAUAUCAUUUUGGUUCCUGAAUCAGGAUUAGACUCAGCGAGAGCUUCUGGAACCUCUGUGGCCACAGUCAUAGGACGCUGAAUAUUUGCUGAAUAGGACCCUCAGUAUUCUACUGUGUGAAGAGCUAUUGGUUUCAAAUAGUGCGAUGUUAUUCACUUGUAGCAUUAAUUCAUCAGCUGACUGUACUGCUACCUAUAGAUCUUUGUGUGGUCAUAAGCAUUGCCCAGAUUCAAGUCAUAAGUUCUGUUCAUUAAACUAACCAAGAUUUUACAAGCAAUACAAUAGCAAUGAAAACCAACAAGUAGCUGAAACAGUAAAAAAUUUGGCUCUCAUCUUUGCAAAAAAGAUUCAGUAUUGUAACAGACAGCUUGGUAAAUGGAUUUUUUCAAGAAUGAUUGUCAUCGGACAUUUGUUUUUGAUGAUGGGUUGUGUCCUCAGUCUCAGCUGGUGCCUCCUUUCAUCUUACAUGAAAACAUGGUUCCAUGUAGAAAUCCUUCAAAACUGGAAAAGUGAAAAGCUAUAUUCUGUGGGUGAGAACAAGAUACAUAUGGCAUUUGUAAUGACAGUAUGUUUUUUUAGAAAGACGAUAACCAUCUGUAUAACAUAGACGUUGUUAGUCCUCAAUCAAAAUGUAGAUAAUUUUCCAGUGACAUUUCUUAGUUGUAUCCAGGAGACUGCAAAAAGUUGAAAACAUAUCACAGGUAGCUAUGCUCCAUCAUGCACGUAAGUGUGCACAGGCACAAACUGUCAUUUUAAAAUGCUGUUCCAAAUACAUGAUGCCUGUGAGGAUCUUAUUUAUUAUUUAUAGUAGAACUAAUACGGCCAUCUUACAUGACAAUAUAUUGUAACUGUUGGCAAACUCUGACCGUGAAACAAAUAUAUCAAAGCACUAAACUCUUUCACAUGAAAAAAUCUAUGUCCUGGAACAAGAGCUGCUAGAAUAAUUUUUGAUUGUUAUUUAGCCACGCGUGGAGUUAACUUGCCUUCAAACUUCUGCAGGGAGAAUUUGAUUCAAGUUUUUUACAUUGUGAUCUUUAAUAGCUAAAUGCACAUGCAAAGUAUGUGUAGUUCAUACAAGUUAUUUUGCCUGAAAUAAAUUUACAGGUAUGGAACCCUUGUCUUUAUAACACACACACGCACGUGCAUGCGCACACACACGCGCACACACACACACACACACACACACACACACCCUUCCUUCAUGUUGUUAUGAAUGCUCACCAAGCAUUUUGGAUUUACAAUUGAGCUGACACAAACAUGCAAACACAGACUGGAGAAAACACUUGAAAAUUUGAUCCAAAAUCUGAGAAAAAAAUAGUUUUAAUCAGUUGAGGAUCUCCCAGAAAAUCAGAGCUGCUAAUGGGUGAAGCACAGCUUGACUUUUAGAGAGUGUUGGAUCUGUUGUAAAUGUGUACUGGAGCUAUAAAGAAUAGGUCCUGUAAAUCCAAUGUUUUCCCAAAACCUCAAGCUAUGCAGCCAUAGCAUAUAGCACAUAUUGUGAAGAAUCCAGGAUUUCCAGACUCAGCAGCUGUCUGGAACAGUCUGAAAUUACCAUGCAUAAUAAUGCUUCGAAGCCUGCCCAAGCAAAAUUUCCAGAAAGAAAAUUGGGCAUGUCCAGAAAAUAAACAAAAAUACAGAUAUAAACUGUAUAAAUAAAAAAUAUUUAUACAGUAAUAUUUAUAUACAAAUAUAAAACUAUUUCUCUAGAUUUUCAACUGAAGCUGAUAGAUUGCUUUGUAUCAGCAGGCCAAUAGUACAGUACAGUGCUCAUAUCUGUUCAUGCAUGAACCUCACUUCAGGCAAAUCGAGCACUCUACUCGGACACAAUUCUCGGGAGUCGACGUGUGGAGGUAUGCAUAAGCAAAGAGCGUAAAUUUUCUCUUUUGGAGUAGAAUUCUUUGAUUCCCUGGACAAAUCACGAUACACUCAUCCCUGCUUGGAAUGCAAAGCAGGCAGCUGCAUGCUUUCCCACUGAAAAUGCUAUUUCUAGGGCAAUGUUAGGAGUAUAGCUUCUGUAAAAAAGGAAAACCCCUAUGCAGCAGGCUCAUUUCCUCUCCAUAGAUGAACACAGAAGCCUUUCUAAGAUUUGUCCCUAACAACUCAAAGGGGCAUGAACAAAAAAAGUAAUAUCAUUAUAAAUGCUAGUGUUUUUGAUUUUAUUACCAUCUUCAAUUUAUUUAAUGCUCAAGGCGCUGGCAGCAUGAGAAUGAUUCUGAAUCCACUUCUAUUAAAAAGAAGAAAUCUGUGUUCAAGGAGCGUUUAAGGUGGAAGCCAGUGUACCUCAAAGGCUUAUGGACUAGGAAGAAACCUUAAUUUUUACUAAAUUCUCAAACUACUUGCUUUCUAGUUCACAAUUUGCAAACCAUUACUCAGGCUGUGGCACUACAAUAUGCUUUUUAAAAUAUUUGCCUUAUAAUAGCAGCACAUGUGGGAUGAUAGUUAUUUUCUAUAUUGGCAUAUUUCAUUCUUCAUCUUUAUGAUCCACUUAACCAGUGCUAUAUUUGCUAACAAAUGUACAUGUUGGGGUUCUGGUGAGCCAAUACAUUGCUACUGUCUUUGCAUUUUAGUGCAAUAAUGCAGCAGCACAUUGGAAGAAACAGAGGAUCUAUUGCUACAAAAGCAACUGGAGACAGAGAAAUAAUCAUGACCCCAACCAUGUCCACUCUCUCUUUUCUGAACUACGUUUCCCAGACAUGAUUUAGUAGUAGAGCUCAUAAAAAUAAUUCCAAAUCCCCUGCCCUUACUUGUUUUCUUAUUUCCUGUGAAUGUACAGUUAUACUGCAUGACUACUACAGCAAUUCUGAAAUAGAAAAGGAAAUCCCUUAGAAAUGCAUCUAGCAAAAUUUUAAUCCUGUUUCUCUCACUAAAUAUGUGCUGUUAAACUCUUACUUGUAGUUUUCCAGAACAAACCACCACUUCAGAUGUUCUUUUAUGAAAAAGCAAUGAGUGUUAAUGAGAACGUCUUCCAAGGUACUGACUGACUCAGGCAGAUUAUAAUGGGCAGUUCUGUGAAAUUCUUAUGCUAAAAUACUCACAGCACCACCCUUCUGCAACUGAGUAUGGAAAUAUUUCUUCAUCCAUUUUCACUGAAAACACAAAAUGUUUCUGUUUUGUUUUGUUUCAUUUUUCCCUGCACGUAAUCCUAGCAGUGGAUCAUGCACCUCAGUCUGGGCAGAACAGAAACCAGGCAUAUAUUAAAAAAGACUCACAGCUCAGACUGAUCCUACCAGUCAGUGCGCAGUUCAGCAUUCUACCCCAGCUGAUUCAUAAAACAGAAAAAGCAGUAAUUACAAAAAAAGGUAUUAAACAGUGGUCCAAUUUAACUACCACUAACAGAACUGAAUAGCAUACAGCUAAACUGAGCCAGAGCUGAUUCAGUCCUGGAUGAAACAAGAGAAAAGGACAAAAUAAAAAGUACAAGACUAUUUUAGUCCACUCUUCUGGGCUUGAGGGGAGAGCUAAUAAAGGGCAGUUAUUCUUCAGCAAAUUCAGAAACCCUUUUUUACACCAAGCAUUACAUGUAGUUAUAUCAACACUGAAGACCUAAAGCAAGAGGUACAAGAGACACAUUUACCCUUUUAUCACUUGGCAACAUUAGAGCACUGAGGGGACCUAUUUGCCAUAAAAACAAAAUAGCUGCAAACUCUCUUUUGGCUUAAAAGUAGCAAACAAUAAAGGGGAAAGGAUUGGAAACUGUCUGGAAAGUCUGUCUGACCCAGUUAGAAAUCUAUCUGAAAUUAUAUUACUGUUAAUGCUUUAUAUAUUCAUUUGAACAGAAAGAAAUGAAAAACAUACAAUAGGUGACCAAGUCUGAAAAUGCCAUCAAUUAAAGGUUUCUUCUGUUUAGAAUAACGUAUUGUCAAAUGAUUACAGCCCAUUAUCAAGCAAGAAAAACAAUAACAAAAAUGAUAACUUUUUUUUUUUUUUAAUCUAGGAGGCAAAAAGUAUAUAGGAAAAAUUAGGAAAAAUAAUCUACAAUACUGUGGGAUUUAAUAAAAGCACUCUGCAAUGGGGAAAACGGCAGCAAAACAGAAUUUGUAAAAAGUAUUUUUUUAAAAUGCUAACUUCACCUUGAUUCUUGCUGUAAUUAGUGAAAGGCCUUGCUUACACCUAUAAUUCUGCUCUGAAGUGACAGCCUAAGAACAUAGGAACCAAGCUGUGCAAGGUGUGAACAAUCUCGUAAUGGCACUGCACAUUCCAGGCUGAGUAGUUUCAAGAGCUUCAUUAAAAGUUAAUUGCCAAAAUUGUGGGUUGGGCAAAGAACUACAGCUGCAAGUACUCUAGGGUCCUGCAGCUCUCUGAAAGGACCUCCAUCUCCUUCAAGGUCCAUGAAAUGCACUAAUCCAGGUGGCAGUGAUGAGACACUACUCAGGAAAGGUAUCAUCAGGAUAUACCUCAACUAAUGACUGAACACAACACACCUGGCACGGAGGGGAAGAUGACAAGAGAACUUGUAAGCAUCUGGGUUGUUUGUUUGUUUGUUUUGUCUGGCUUUUUUAGUUCUUCCUUCCAUUGCUGAAAUGUAGCCUUGUAAAUCUGCAAUGUUUUAUUUAGUUGCAUGCAGGCCAGCUGUCAUUUUUAAUAUCCAUUGCAAAGUUGCGUGAACAAAGCUGUGUUGUUUUGGUAUACUUUUUUUAUAUCACAUGAACAUUGUACUAUGCUUUAUUCUUUCUUGUUCAAUAAAUAGUCCUCAUA
Messenger RNA from Rhea pennata, 6233 nucleotides. RefSeq names its product synaptotagmin 9 (gene SYT9). Gene Ontology annotation, biological process: regulation of dopamine secretion; calcium-ion regulated exocytosis; regulation of calcium ion-dependent exocytosis. The record is from RefSeq and is a predicted model, not a curated record. The coding region runs from base 10 to 1569 and encodes 519 amino acids. The transcript is spliced from 7 exons. Lineage: Eukaryota; Metazoa; Chordata; Aves; Rheiformes; Rheidae. Gene Ontology annotation, cellular component: dense core granule; plasma membrane; exocytic vesicle. Gene Ontology annotation, molecular function: SNARE binding; calcium-dependent phospholipid binding; calcium ion binding.